AUGACUGAAAGGGAGGAGCCGGCACACGUGUGUAUGACUGAAAGGGAGGAGCCGGCACACCUGUGUAUGACUGAAGGGGAGGAGCAGGCACACCUGUGGAAGACUGAAGGGGAGGAGCCGGAACACCUGUGGAAGACUGAAGGGGAGGAGCCGGUACACCUGUGCAAGACUGAAGGGGAGGAGCCAGCACACCUGUACAAGACUGAAGGGGAGGGGCCAGCACACCUGUGCAAUACUGAAGGGGAGGAGCCGGUACACCUGUGCAAGACUGAAGGGGAGGAGCCAGCACACCUGUACAAGACUGAAGGGGAGGGGCCAGCACACCUGUGCAAUACUGAAGGGGAGGAGCCGGUACACCUGUGCAAGACUGAAGGGGAGGAGCCGGUACACCUGUGUAUGACUGAAAGGGAGGAGCAGGCACACCUGUGGAAGACUGAAGGGGAGGAGCCACUACACCUGUGCAAGACUGAAGGGGAGGAGUCGCUACACCUGUGCAAGACUGAAGGGGAGGAGUCGCUACACCUGUGCAAGACUGAAGGGGAGGCCGGUCACGUAGCGCUCUUGGUAAUGGGAAGCGUGGAUGAGGGCGGUGUGAAGCACAUGGAGGGGGGCGGUAAUUGCAUGGAGUGAAUGGAGCACAGAUAUCGAUCAGCAGAAACUGUA
Messenger RNA from Staurois parvus, 663 nucleotides. The record is from the annotation of a GenBank genome assembly. Lineage: Eukaryota; Metazoa; Chordata; Amphibia; Anura; Ranidae.